AAGCUUUGUAGCUGUAAUGUAUUAUGAUUAACAAGCCUAAUGAGAAACCCCAUCAAACAAGUUCUAUUACUCUCCAGCAAAGAUUCAAAGGGUGGUAACAAAACAGCUGCCAGCUAAGUAUCUUAAAUUUCAGCACAAAAUGACAAACACAUGCACUUGCAUAUUCUCAUUUUGAGUAGUGAUUCAGAGCAACCAAUUUUGUAGCACUCAUCACGGAUUUUUUCCAUUAGCAUUUGCUUCGGUUUUUACUUUUCGAGCUUUUAUUAGUUGUUAUUUUUCUUUAGUUAUCUUUCAUACAUAUCUUAGUUAACCAAUUUCAGUGACCAAAACCUUUUUCACUUCAACACUAGAAGUCUAUUUCAACUCCUUAAAUACAAUGAUCAAGUUUUCAACAUGCAAAAUCUUGAUCACAACCCUUACUAUUCUUCUUCAACAAAACUUGGUCUUUUCAAAAUGCCACUGUGAUAACCAAACACAAGGUUCGGAUCAUAAGGUAUCCGAGGCACUGAAGUACAAGUUGAUUGCUAUGGCAUCAGUUUCAGUUGCUAGUCUAAUUGGUGUGUGCCUACCAAUCUUUGCCAAAAACUUUUCACUUGUGAACCCAAAAAAUGAUUUGUAUUUGUUGGUUAAAGCAUUUGCUGCUGGUGUGAUCCUAGCCACAGGGUUUGUACACAUACUUCCUGAAGCUUUUGAGGCCUUAACAAAUCCAUGCAUAGGUGAAAAGCCAUGGAGAAUGUUUCCUUUCUCAGGGUUUGUGGCAAUGGUAGGAUCCACUGUGACAUUAAUCAUAGAAACUUUGGUUAUGGGGUGCCAUAAAAGGUCUAAAAUGACGAAAGCACAGACAAUGAAUUAUGAUGAAGAGACUCAUGCAGAUGAUCGUAGUAAUCAUGUUCAUAGCUCUUCACUUGCAUCAGAGAGACAAGAUUCGGCAGAUCUUCGGAAUGUCAUAGUUUCUCAGAUUUUGGAGUUGGGUAUUUUGCUGCACUCGAUCAUUUUGGGGAUAUCUCUUGGGGUGUCUGCAAAUCCUAACACAAUCAAGCCUUUGGUGCUGGUAAUAAGUUUCCAUCAAUGCUUUGAAGGCAUGGGACUUGGUGAAUGCAUUUCUCAGGCACAAUUUAAAUAUUACAAGAUUGCAAUUAUGGUACUAUUCUUUGGCCUCAUUUUCCCAAUUGGAAUUAGUAUUGGUAUUGGCAUAUCAAAUAUUUAUCAUGAAAGGAGUCCAAAGGCACUAAUAGUUGAAGGGUUUCUGCUAUCAGCAUCUGCAGGGAUCCUCAUUUACAUGGCACUUGUUGAUCUUCUUGCCAAUGAUUUCAUGAGCACAAAAAUGCUUAGGAGUUUUAGGCUUCAACUUGGGCCAUGUUUUGCACUUCUUAUGGGAUUGAUUUGUAUGUCAAUCUUGGCAUUGUGGGAAGAAGCCUAA
Abrus precatorius (Indian licorice) is the source of this 1420-nucleotide messenger RNA. Its product is annotated as probable zinc transporter 12. Gene Ontology annotation, biological process: zinc ion transmembrane transport. The record is from RefSeq and is a predicted model, not a curated record. Gene Ontology annotation, cellular component: plasma membrane. Bases 377 to 1420 code for a protein of 347 amino acids. The transcript is spliced from 3 exons. NCBI's taxonomy places the organism in Eukaryota, Viridiplantae, Streptophyta, Magnoliopsida, Fabales, Fabaceae. Gene Ontology annotation, molecular function: zinc ion transmembrane transporter activity.